Molecule: messenger RNA, 2703 nt
Organism: Mesorhabditis belari
Lineage: Eukaryota; Metazoa; Nematoda; Chromadorea; Rhabditida; Rhabditidae
Source: the annotation of a GenBank genome assembly
AUGGAGGUAAGACGCCGUACAACGGCGGGUGGUGGAGCCGCUCGAUUGGAUGACAGUAAAUCAUCAUCGAAUGGUUACACCAGCUUGGAUGAGGAACGAAAGACCAAGGAGCAGCUCGGAUUUCGACACUGGCUUUUGGUUGUGCUCUACAUUGGCGUAAUUUAUGGAGGCGUCAUUUACUUGCACAGACGUAUGCCGCCCGUUGUAGAUGAUCCGAAAUUCGAACGCUUCUCUGAAACGCAUGCCCGAAAUCUGCUGAAGGAUUUGACAAAAAAUGGCCCUCGACCCAGUGGUUCUCACAAUCUUGAGAAUAUUGCUUUCAACGUCCUUCGCCAUCAACUUGAUUUGGCUGCCAAAAAUGUUUCGGCGAUUGGAGUGAACCGCUUUGAGCUUGAUGUUCAACGACCCACCGGUUGUUUCGAUCUCAAAUUUUUAUCCAGUUUCACUUUGUGCUACGAGAAAAUCACGAACCUGGUGGUACGACUUGGUCCAAAAGGAAAACCCUCCGACAGUGCUCUUCUCCUGAAUUGCCACUUUGACACGAUGCCCGAUACACCUGGAGCCACCGAUGAUGCUGUUUCUUGUACAAUCAUGAUGGAAGUAUUGAAUGUGUUGGCGCAUACGAAAGAAUCACUGCAAAAUGAUGUCAUCUUUUUGUUCAAUGGAGCCGAAGAGAAUUUUCUCCAAGGAGCACACGGGUUUAUUGAGAAGCACCCAUGGAGACACUCGAUCAAGGCGUUCAUCAAUCUUGAGGGCACUGGCUCAGGUGGCCGGGAGAUUUUGUUUCAGGCUGGCCCUGGAAAUUCAUGGCUACUUCAAACUUAUCUCGAAGCUGCCCCGCAUCCAUUUUGCUCCGUUUUGGCACAAGAGGUUUUUCAAUCAGGAGUGAUUCCUUCGGAUACGGAUUUCAGAAUUUUCCGCGAUUAUGGACGCGCUUCAGGACUCGACAUUGCUUACACCAAAAAUGGAUGGGUUUAUCACACCGAAUUCGACGAGGAAUGGAGAAUCGAGCCAGGAGCUAUUCAACGGGCUGGGGAGAAUGUGCUCGCUGUGGUAAAGCGAAUUUUGUCUUCACCUUACCUUCGACAAGCCGCCACUUUCGAUGAAGGAAAUCGCUGGGUUUUCUACGAUGUUGUUGGCUUGUUCUCCGUCUACUAUAGCAUUUCGAUUGGUCAAAUUCUCAAUUUUGGAGCUGUGGUCGCAACUUUUGUGUUGAUCUUCUUCCGCUUCAGAACCGGCGUCUAUGGUGUGGCUGAUAUUUUCGAGGCUCUUGUGCAUCAUUUGUUCGCUUUGCUUGCGAUGAUUGUGACGAUGUUUGCGAUAAUUGCUUUGGUGAUCAAUUUGGACAUGGUUAUGUGCUGGUAUUCUCUUCCUGAAGCGAUUGGUGGCCUCUAUGUGCUUCCGAUGAUGAUUACCGGAGCCGCUUUUCACUCGUAUUUCGCCUCCACAACAAAGAUGAGAGCGGCGGAGAUGGUGCACUGUGACUCGGUGUUGUUCAUCUUCUCGUGCCUACUCUUCACGAUGACUGCUGCUCGUCUAGCGUCGGCUUUUUUCAUUUUCAACUACGUCCUAUUCCCACUUGCCAAAGAUCCGCUCAUUUGGCUUUUCGGAAAGUUUGGCAUGAUCAAAAGAGUGACACCGAAUGUCGUCUUCUUCGCUCAACUCGUCUGCUACUUCCCGUUGAUUGUCUUCGCCGUUUACGCGAUUACGCAAUGUAUUGACUUCUUUGUGCCAGUGAUGGGACGAUUGGGAAAUGCGGUGAAUCCGGAAUUUGUGAUGGGGCCGCUGGCUCUUGGAAUCGCUUACACUUUUGUGCUCUUCACGUGCAAUCUGAUCUACAUCUCUCGUCGCAUGAACUACGUGCUCAAAGUGGCUUCGGCCGUUUUCUUGCUCUUCUUUGUCGCAAUGGCAACGACCUCACUCGGAUAUCCUUACAAGUACUCACACGAGAAUCCACGCCUCAGGAGAGUCAUUAUUUUGCAUGCCACCCGCACGGUGCACAACUUUGAUGGCGGAGUGAAGCUGGAAGACACGGGUCUUUUCAUUCAAUCAUUGGAUUAUCGAGGUGUCGCCGAUCUUCCGCAACAUUCUUUCCUUUCGGGUAGUGAGGCUCCAUCGUGCAAUCAUACGCAAGACGAGUACUGUCAGCUACCAUACUAUACGGCCAUUCAUGAGCUUUUCCCGCCAAGUCACUCUCGUUGGAUUGCCGUUCCAUCAGUUCCGAGGAUUCCCUAUCCGAUUGAGUUGAAAAUGAUCAAGAGAGAACGAGUUGGUGAACGGAAACUUCGAUUUGAAUUUGAGCUACGCGGUGGUUUUGACAAGAUGUCUCUUCACAUCACUCCUCUUGACAACUAUGAGCUUUCCGAGUGGUCGUUUACGCCAAUGAAUUUGGACACGUUCGGCCGGCGAAAAACCUACUUUGUAUUCCUCACCUACGGAUUUGAACGACCCGAAGUGCGCACAUUCUGGAUCGAGCUUGAAGACAAGAAGUCCGCUAAAUUGCCAGAUCCCGCAAAGCAACCAAACCUGGAAAUUGCCGUCGCCUCACAUCAUGCUCACGGUGAGAAUCAAAACUCGGAUACGUUGUUGCAACUUCGUGAGUUGAUCAAAUCUCGCAGAAAGGGACCACAGCAGGCAAUCGGCUGGUGGAAAUGGGGCAUCACGGUGGUCGGUGGCACCUCGGAGAUCGUCAUCCAUCAGUAC